Molecule: messenger RNA, 4946 nt
Organism: Ostrea edulis (European flat oyster)
Lineage: Eukaryota; Metazoa; Mollusca; Bivalvia; Ostreida; Ostreidae
Product: dol-P-Man:Man(7)GlcNAc(2)-PP-Dol alpha-1,6-mannosyltransferase-like
Exons: 11
Coding region: 126-1634 (502 amino acids)
Biological process (GO): protein N-linked glycosylation
Cellular component (GO): endoplasmic reticulum membrane
Molecular function (GO): alpha-1,6-mannosyltransferase activity
Source: RefSeq, a predicted model, not a curated record
UGCUCGACAACUAGCCGAAAAUAUGAAAUGUCUUGUUUAUUCCCUUGGUAUGGUGAUUUAAGAGAUUUUGUCGUACAAAGUUGGUAAAAUGAGUAGCGAGAAAAAAUACACAUUUUUCUGUGAUUAUGACUGAUGUAUGUGACACAACAAUGAAACUACACAUGUUAUGGUGUAGAAGUAUGGGAUGGCCUUCUGUGGAAUCCCUGGCUGGAGCCGUCAUGCUCCUCCACAUCGUGGUCUGUCCAUUCACUAAAGUAGAGGAGAGCUUUAAUAUACAGGCAACUCAUGACAUUCUCUAUCAUGGCAUCCAUAUUAAGCAGUAUGAUCAUUUAGAGUUUCCUGGUGUGGUCCCCAGAACCUUCCUGGGGCCCCUUGUUCUUGCCAUGACAACAGCCCCAGCAGUGUACCUAUGUCAGUUUCUGAAUGUCUCCAAAUUCAUAUCACAAUAUAUAGUAAGGACCGCCUUGGGACUGUACGUCUUAGCUGCACUUUCAGUCUUUGGAAACGCUAUCAAGUACCGCUUCGGUCCUGAUCUCAAGCGGUGGAUGUUCCUUAUAACAGCCACUCAGUUCCAUUUCAUGUUCUACAUGUCCAGACCAUUACCCAAUACAUUUGCUCUCAUAUUAGUAUUAUUAGCAUUAGCAGCCUGGAUUAAACAAAAUCAUGGACAAUUUCUCUGGAUAUCGGGAGCAGCUAUUAUUAUUUUCCGGUCCGAGCUAGCAGUGUAUUUAGGACUGAUUUUGGCAGCUGAGGUUUUCUCUAAGAGAUUGACAAUCACAGCAUUAUUAAAACAUGUAAUACCCGCAGGGAUCAUUCUCAUUGGUUUGACGGUAGUGGUGGACAGUUUUUUCUGGAGACGCUGGCUUUGGCCGGAAGGAGAGGUUCUGUGGUUCAAUACAAUAGAGAACCAAAGCUCAAAAUGGGGCACCGAGCCGUUUGCGUGGUACUUUACGUCCGCUCUACCCAGGGCUUUGUCUAUGAGUGCAUUCUUGGUUCCAAUGGGAAUCAUCUUAAACCCUCACCUUCGACCUCUCCUCGUACCUGCCAUUGGCUAUGUCUUGUUAUACUCCAAUCUGCCACAUAAAGAGUUGCGCUUCAUCAUUUAUGUGGUACCCAUCUUUAAUGUGGUGGCAGCAGCUGGUGUGUCCAAAAUAUGGGCAAACCGAUCCAAGUCAUGCUUCAAGAGACUGGUGGCCCUGGUUGCAGUGGCUCACAUUCUUGGGAACAUUAUGAGCACCACCAUAUUCUUAUUUGUCUCCCACCAAAACUACCCUGGGGGACAGGCCAUGCAAAAAUUUCACCAGCUAGAAAAGCCAUACAGAGCAGUCUACCUUCACAUAGAUGUACCUGCUGCCCAGACUGGGGUUACUAGAUUUACUCAAAUCAACCCAAAAUGGAAGUAUGAUAAAACAGAAAACUUGAUGCCAGGAUCACAGGAAAUGCUGGAGUUUUCCCACAUCUUUGUAGGCAAUGAUGACAUUUUACAAUUUUACCAGGCUACACACUCAGUUAUAGCAAAAAUAGACAGUUAUGAUAGACUCAGGGUUGACGUGCGAUCAUUUCCACCCAUCACUGUCAAAACAAAGCCCAAUAUCUGGAUCUUGAAAAGAAAUUUGCAUGUAAAAUCCAGUUGACGGUUAGAGCUUCUAGGAAAUCUGAUAAAUCGAGUGAACAUUGAACUUUCAGACAGACAUCCAAAGCAUACUAGAAUUUCCUAGUACUAAGUCAGGUUUUCUUUUUAUCAUCUAUAUUUACUACAUUGUAUGUGCAAUAUUGCGUAUUUGAGAAUCCAAACCAAAGGAGGUCAAUAUCCCAAGGUGUAAAUUGUGGUAGAUUUCCACAGGUGGAUACAUUAAGCAUUCAACGAGUUCUUUGCUAAAAGCUGGUAUGUGAACUGAUUUUGUUCUUAGCCAGCCACUAUCAGAAACCUUGAUGGCAGUCGCCAAUCAGGCAACAUAUCAAAAUUCUCGUUUUUGACACAAACUAGUUAUGAUACCAGAAGCAACUAAAAGCAUUGUGGACUUUGAUCCAAUUCUCAGAGAUAAUCUAGUGGUGUGUGAUAAGCAUUAAAUAGAUAUAUCUGGCAUACAUUUGAAUUAGGGCUAUUCCAGAAAUAAAUACAUGGGGGGGGGGGGGGGGGGGGGGGGGGGGGGGGGAGGCACCUUUUGUAUAUACCAAGCACCCAUAAAAAAAAAUUAAAAAUUACCCCAUGACCCAUCAAAUUAAUAAACUCAUUUUACAAUGACCCAUCUAAUAAAAAAAAAAACUAACCAGACCCACCACAAAAAUAUUUUUUAAAAUGAAAACGGUACAAAUCUCGAGAGGUUUUCGGGACAAACAUUCUAGUCAAUGACGCGGUAAUGCCUGUGCGACAUUGUAUCACAGUAGUUCUGAAGAAACGAUGUCACAUCAACAAUCAAAGGCAUCUAUGGCGGGAAUGUUGGAAAGACUGGGAGUCCAAACGAUGCUAUUAUCAUGAAAUGGGUAUGGAUGUUUUUCCACGAAUCGUUCGUCUUCUAAUGGAGCCCGCGCCCGGAGGCCUCUAUAUCACCAUCACACCGACUGAUAAAUAUAACGCAUCGGUACCCUCGUAUAAAUCAACUAAGGUUUGCCUAUUUUUAUUAGAAAACGGAACACCUAUUGGUUUCAAAAUAUUCCCAAAAUCGAUGCACUGUAAACUGUAAUGAGUUCGCCGCCAUCACGUCCAAAGGGACCCUACUAAACGCGCCUCUAAUUUGAAGAGUGCCGUAAUGGAAAGUUAUGCGCUGCAAAGAGCGACAACUCGAAUAGUUCUAUGUUACUUCCGAUUUCCGAAGCAGCAUUUCGAAAGCAUGUUUUCAAUUUUCCCUCCGACGUUUUGUAACCAACACGACAAGAGCGACAAUAAAAAUAUUCUGAAAACUCAACACCCACGUGGCACAAAAUAAAACAAUAGAAACUACCCACUACCCAUAAUAAAUAUUUUUUUAACAGUCCAACCACGGACCAAUUAAGAUAUGAAAAAAUACGACCACCCACACAAAAAAAUAUCGUUUGCUGCCCGACCCCCCCAUUUGAUCAUUUCUGGAACAGCCCUUAAAUGAUAACACAUUUGAGAUUUUUAUGCCUGUUUAAUGUAAUUGGAGAUUCAGGGACAUAUAGAUUUUGGUCUGUCUGUCCGUGACAUUAACUUUGGCCAUAUUUUUUUGAAUGGAUGAAGAUGGGGCUUUCAUAUUUCACAUGUGUAUUCCUUUUGAGAAGACCUUUCUUGAGAUAGUAAGAUGUUUGAUCUCAUGGCCUUGAGUUUUUGUAUAACCUAGUUUUGAAAACCUUUAACUUUGGGCAUAAGUUUUGAAUGGUUAGUACUAGGGCUUUCAUAUUUCACACAUAUAUGUAUGCCUUGCUAUAAGACCUUUCUUUUUGUUCCAAACCUUUUGACCUUGGGAUUUGGCCAUACAGGGGCAUCAGUGUUUCAUAAACACAUCUUGUUUUUUUUCAAAUUUAGCUCACCCAAUGCAUCGAUUUCCAAACUAUCCCAGUUGUAUACAUUCCAUUUAGACAGUGUUGGUGGGCCUUUAUUGGGUCAUACUACAUGUAAAGCUAGACUCUUUUAGCCAACUGACCUUGUUAUAGUCUGCAAAGGUCUCAAGUUUUGUGAUACAGAUUAUUUUGAUAUUUAUUUCAAGUUUGUAUGUUGUUGAUUGUUAGAAUUGAUGGAGUGUGUGUUUUUUUCCAGUAAUAUGUACAUUGGUUAUAUUUAUCAUACUAUACACGGAUUUGAGUGCGUGUUGUUUUCAGUAAUAUGUACAAUAUUGUGUUUAUCCUACUAUACACAGAUUUUGAGACCAAGGUGUGCUGUGAAGGGGGAUUUCAGAUACUGAUGUUGAUUUACUAUUAAAAGAUCUUUUUGAAAUUUAGUUUUGAAAUUAAUUUUCUGAAUGGCUCUCAAACGUACUGUUUAUGUAAAAACCUCUUUCAAAAUUUUACUAGAGAAUAUUUGUACAAGCACAUUAUCUAUAGGUGUUUGUUUAGAAAGGGGAAAUGUUGUUCAAUGUGCACUGUGGGGCCUUUAUUAAACUGAUUUCCACAAGGUACCAUGAUCCUCAUCGUCUCUAGUCAUGCUUACUGAAUUUGGAAAUACCUACCCUACAUCAUGUAUGAUCAGCGAAACUUUCGAUUUUAAUGAAUAUUUAUGAAAUCAUACAAUCAUUUAUUGAGCAAUCACAAGUCACGAUACCAGAUUUCAAUAUUGUAAUAGUCAGGUAAAAUGUGGUUGUUUAAAAAUUUUAAUAAUAACAGACAAAAAAGCUUACAGACACUUUUAGAAGUAAGUUAAGUAUAUACAUGUAGUUAUAUAUGAUUAAUGAAAUCAGCCUCAACAACAAAGGCUAUGCUUUCAAAUUCUGUAUCAAUAACCUUACUGUGUCAGGUUUUCCCAACCAACAAUUCUGAUUAUUCUGCUACUAGGCAAUCAAUGAUAUCAGAGUGAUGUUCUUUCCAUUCAAAAAAAAAAGUGUGGGAGCUCCUGGAUUGGUUGAUAUACGAACAUAAAUAUUCAUAAAGUCGAGCCACGCCUAUGUCAUAAUGUGAAUGGAGACAAGAGACAUGGUUUGCAAUGAUUCCUGAUCUUCAACCUACUCUCUCAUUAUACAACCACAUUCUACUGUAUUUGUAGGUAGGAGCAUAUAAAAAAGAAUUGGAUAGGUUUUUUUCUGUAUGUGUGCGAAAGAAAACCUAAUUCUGAUUUUGUUUGACAUUGCAGUGAGUUUAUUGAAGUCAGUUAUGUGUGUUAUUUAUUCCGAAACAUAUUUUGAUAUAUUGUAACAGUGAUGGAAUGCAAACAAUUGAUGUGCCAUAUGUAAUGUACAGUCUGUAUGUAUGAUUACUGUCACAAGGAAUGGAAAAUGGAUAAACAUUCUUUUAAUCCUCCAAGGACACUGAAAAAAUAAAUGUGCAUGUAUGCUUUA